UGCAGCUUUGUCUGCUUCUCCAGCGGACGCUCCGCCCCGCCCUGCCCUCCUCGGGGCUAUUUCCAGCCAUGACGUCACCUUGGUCCUGUGCGGAGGGCGGCCGUUGGGCGGGGGUGCGUCUGGCGGGAAGGCGGCAUGCGGACGGUGAGGGCGGGGCAAAGCUUUGGGGGCGGAGCAAGGACGGGGUGGGAAGGCGGGGUGGAUGCGGUGAGGGCGGGGCAGAGGCGGGGCGGGAAGGCGCGGGUGCUGUUGGGGCGGGGCAAGGAUGGGGUGGGAGAAGGCGCGGCGUAAGGGCUUCUGGCGGGAACGCAGCACAUGGACGGGGAGGGGAGCAAGAGGUUUGGGGCGGGGCGAGGUCAGCUGGCGGGAACGCUGCACGCGUAGGAGAGGAGGCCGCGUAGAUUGCGCCCGAGCCGGGUCGUCGUGGCGCGUGAGUAGCGACGGGCCGGAGCGGGGCCGGCGGCCUUUGCCGCACGUGCUGUUCCGCUCUGGGGAUUCCGGGGCGAAGCUGGCGGUGCCCCUUGCCUGGCGGGCUGAGUGGUCUGCGUUGUGACUUAACAGUCGACAUCGUGGAGCAGGCUGGAGAACAGAAACUGAGCAGAGUGGCAUUUGUUGACAUCAUGGACAUAUAUGAGUCGAUCCUGGAGAGGAAGCGGCAUGAUAGCGAGAGGUCUUCGUGCAGCAUCUUGGAGCAGACAGACAUCGAAGCUGUUGAGGCUCUUGUUUGUAUGAGCUCUUGGGGUCAAAGAUCCCAGAAAGGUGACUUAUUAAAGAUAAGACCCCUCACACCUGUCUCUGACUCUGGGGAUGUUACCACCACUGUGCAUGUGGAUGCCUCUGCACCUGAGCUACCAAAGGACUUCCAUUCUUUAUCAACUCUGUGCAUAACUCCUCCUCAGAGCCCUGAUCUCAUGGAACCAUCGACAGGGACGCCUGUUUCUUCCCAACCAACUGAUUCCAAAGUACAAGUAUGCAAAGCCAUGGCCAUGCCCCCGUCCUCUGCUGUUGCAGCCAGAGUGCUGAGCAGGAAGGUAGAAAGGGGCUUGCCAGGUUUGAAGCCAGAGCCACUAGAGCCAGCCCCCGGCCCCCCCUGCAGGGCCAUGGUGACCAGUGUGAUCCGACACACUGGGGAGACCCCUGUUCCCAUCCACUGUCCUACUAUCCAGACUUCAGAACGACAACUUUCUGACAACAGAGAAGGAGAAGCACAGUUUCUGGGACAUUUUGAAGCUUUGCAGAACUCAGGCCUCACAGACGGUUUACUCAGCAUUGACUCAAUGUCCUGUCAGCCUUGCUUGCACAAGUCUGGGAGCCUGCUCCCCACUGACAAAGGCCAGCAGGCAGGGUGGCCCAUCGAAGUUCCAACCUGCUCACCAAAGAAUUGUGAAAAUGACUUGCCAAGGAAAACCACUCCUCUCAUCUCUGUCCCUGUUCCCAGUCCUCCUGUCCUUUGCCAAAUGAUCCCUGUGAUUGGACAGAGUGGCAUGUUAUCAGCUUUUCUGAAGCCCCCUCCACAAUUGUCUGGGGGGACUGUCAAAUCCAUAUUACCCCAGGCUGCUCCGGUGCCUCCACAUGUGCUGGUGGGACCUCCUGUGUCUCAGGGAGCUGUCAUGCUGGUUCUGCCCCCGGGAGCGCUCCCCCAGCCUGCCACGUCUGCCAGCAUCAUGGCUAUUGGGAAUACCAAGUUGUUGCCCCUUGCCCCUGCUCCAGUGUUUAUUGCCUCCAACCAAAAUUGUGCCCCUCAGGUAGACUUUUCUCGAAGGAGGAAUUAUGUUUGCAGCUUCCCAGGCUGCCGGAAGACCUACUUCAAAAGUUCCCACCUUAAGGCUCAUCUUCGUACUCACACAGGGGAGAAGCCUUUCAACUGUAGCUGGGAUGGCUGUGAUAAAAAAUUUGCUCGUUCAGAUGAACUGUCUCGCCACCGCAGAACUCACACAGGGGAGAAGAAGUUUGUGUGCCCGGUGUGUGACCGACGUUUCAUGCGCAGUGACCACCUAACAAAGCAUGCCCGGCGUCACAUGACUACCAAGAAGCUCCCGGGCUGGCAGGCAGAGGUGGGCAAACUGAACAGGAUUGCCUCUGCAGAGUGCCCUGAUAGCCCACUCAUGACCAUGCCAGCUUCUGCCUGAAAGGUCGGCUAGGGCUUACUCAUGGGAUUUUUAAAAAGCCUCUUUUCAGGAACGGAACUGAUGGAUUCCUCUCCAAAAAAAAAAUGGUCUGGGGAGCUAGGGCACAGUUGGAGAGCUGGUUCUGAUGAAAGUUAUGUUAACUUUUCUGUUCUGGUUGGGACCCUGUUCAAUAUCUUUUGUAGUUUGAGAAAUUUUUUUUAAGGAAAUGGAAGAAAAUUUGGUAAUUUGAAUCACCAGCAUUCAGGCAGACAUUUCGGCAAUAAAGUUUACAAAAUCUGGGUUUUUACAGUCUUUCUAUUCAUGUUUUAUAGAAAUAAGACAGGGUACUAAUUUUUAUACUAUUUUUUAUAAGAAUAUUUAUAUUGUUGGUGCUCAGAUCACCAAUGUUUAGAUAGAUGAUUUUACAACCUUCUUUUCUGUGUUUAAUAACAAAGUUUGUAUAUGACCCUGCCUUUAGUAAACUUGACACAUUGUUCAGCCAAAACCAAACAAAAUCACACAUCUGUUAUCAGGACUUUUAGGUCUAAGAAUUUUUUUGAAAUUAGAACUGGCCGAAUAAGGGGCUCUUAAAGAAAAGGGAAAAAUACAUUUUGCAGUCAACUUCUUCAUAACAUUUUCAAGGGAAAUUCCAGGCAACCACUCCUGUCGCCCAAGGAAGUAUAGUUUUGGUUGACUUGAAGGUGGGACUUGUGAAGGAUGUACCCCAGAGAGUAGCUUACGCCACUGAGUGGACCCCCGCUGCAGGAACUGGUGCAGGAUCAAGUGUCUAUAUGUAAUGUUGGCUUUUAGGUUAUUGCUGUGCUGAAAGCAAGCCAUUCAGUGUCCUGAAUUUUUACCUGUAACACCAAAAAAGAUCAACUCUCAAACCCAACUCUUUGGCAGUUGUCUUCUUGUGAUGUGGCCUUAUCCAUGCUAUAUUGUGGGUAGAAGAAGUUCUUAGAGAAAAAGAACGUGUCUGAUCGGUUAGUGAACUUUCUACCAAAGUACACCUCACCGAAGUGAGGUAUAUUUGCAGGUAGAUGGUUCAAGGUUCAAUUCUUUAUCACAUACUGAAAACCGUAAGAAAUGCAAAUGACUCAAAAUGGCAGUAUGCUACCCAGCUGCCCUUUCUACCAACCUGAAAAAUGUUUAAAAUGGAGUAAACAUUCAUUUUCCUUAAGGAAAUUGUUUUGAUCAAACUAAAUUACAUGGAAUGGGGUUUUUUUGCAGUCUGCCUAGAAAACAGACAGUGUGCACCACUUGUGUGAGCACAUCCUACAUAUGUAAGAGGCUGUGGCUUCUUGCAUCUGAGAAGCCGCUGAAACUAGUUUUUGUUAAAAUGUGUUGGAAGUUCAGGCAACAGAAUAAAUGUAAGAUGAUGCAGAAUGUUGCACUACUUUGGUAGCCUGGGAAUUUUUUUUUAACGUGCAGUAUGUAUUUAGAGUUUGUCUUGGUCUAUUAGUUAUUGACAUUUACCUUUAUUAAAAUGAUGGUAAGGGGAACUAUUGAAUAAUUAAAUAAAAUGAGGUUUUGUGUUCAGGUGUUUUAGUCUGAUACGGCCCCCAUGUGGCUAUUCAUAGUGUGUAACGUGAUGCCCAUUAAGUUGCAUUUUACUGUCAGCUGACGUGUGUGUUUUUAGGAAGUUUUCGUGUUUGGACACUUCCUUAGCUGUGUGUUCCUGUUGUCAUGAGACGUAGCACAGUUGCAGGAAAACUGCAAUUGUACAUAGCUCACCACCCCCCCCCCCAUCCUUUCUCCUGCUCAUGUUCAAUCAGCAUAAACAUUUUCGACUAUGCCAUAAAUGGCAUCAAAUUUGGAUAUUUUUCUUAAUUAUGACAUGCAAAGUAACAUUAGUCCUACUAGUGUUUGGUGGAUACUACAAGGUCUUUGAGUGUUUGGUUACUUGUCACAUAGAAAGUCAUUCUCUGAGCAGUUUCUAAAGAAUAAAUAUGUAGAAAAUAGUUUUAAUUUACACUUCCAUUUCCUGAUUAGAUUUGGGGGUACCUUCUGUAAAUGAUUCCCCACCCCCAACCCAUUCUCUUGAAAGAUUGUGUUGGUAAACAGUUCCUGUCUGAAAAAGACUCUCGUGAGAACCAGAACCCUUGCUCGUUGGUCAGCAUGGAGCCCCUCAGCUGCGGCCAGGUGCUGGAGCUGGAGGGGAGAGGCGGUUUCCCCCAUGCACUUUAUCACCUGAGCAGUUUUGCUUGAUCUUUUCUGACUUUGAGCCUUUUAAGUAGUCUCAAUUAUAAAACUUAAAAUGGUUUGUAAUUAUGUUUUAUGUAACAGAUUUUGACUUAUUAUUUAAAUGAGUAUAUGUAAUAUAACUUUUUUCUUUGAAUCAUAUAAAACUUCCUCGAUUUGCAAACUA
Messenger RNA from Nycticebus coucang (slow loris), 4476 nucleotides. RefSeq names its product KLF transcription factor 11 (gene KLF11). NCBI's taxonomy places the organism in Eukaryota, Metazoa, Chordata, Mammalia, Primates, Lorisidae. Bases 621 to 2129 code for a protein of 502 amino acids. Gene Ontology annotation, molecular function: DNA-binding transcription factor activity, RNA polymerase II-specific; RNA polymerase II cis-regulatory region sequence-specific DNA binding. The transcript has 4 exons. The record is from RefSeq and is a predicted model, not a curated record. Gene Ontology annotation, biological process: regulation of transcription by RNA polymerase II.